Messenger RNA from Rotaria sp. Silwood2, 528 nucleotides. Lineage: Eukaryota; Metazoa; Rotifera; Eurotatoria; Philodinida; Philodinidae. The record is from the annotation of a GenBank genome assembly.
AUGCCACCCCAAACGGAGAAGACAAUGCCACUAGAUGAAUAUGAAAAAAUUGACCAAUCAUUAUCUGAUGAAAAUCAGAAUAUAGUUCGGAUUAAGAAAUAUCUUCUUAUCCUUCUUUUAAUACAAUCGUUUGUAUGUGUUGUUACUUUUGGUGUUGGAUUUUCCUCAGUAUUAGUUAAGAAUUCAGCGAAUAUUUCAAAUGGUAUUAGAUUAUUGAUACCAGGGAUUAGUUUAACUAUAUAUUAUAUAUUUGGUCUUGCAGCUACAUAUAAACAACAUCGAAUUGGAUUACUUAUAUUUGCAUCAAUUGGAGUGUUUCUUCUUAUAGCAGCAUGUAUUUUAUUUGUUUAUGUCACCUUAGUUAUUAUGGCAGUAACUCUUGCUUAUGGUGUUACUAGUCAAGGAUAUGCAGCCAUCGUAUUUUUUGGGUUUUUCUUUGCAUUCAUGGCAUUUGUUAUGAUUAUGUCUUUGAAAUUCUCUUUCACUUUGGCAAAAUUGAUCAAAGCAAAUGAGUAUUCAACCGUCUAA